AUGUGUGCGUGUGGAGGUGGGAGGGGCCACAGCGGGGGGUCCUCUGACUCAUCAUCAGUGACAUGGGGAGGGGUCAGCGACAAAGACCCCAUUAAAGAGCAUAACACAGGCCCUCUCCUCAUGACCGCGGGCUACAGGUGGCGCAGAGACGGCAGCGGCAAAGUGGGGGGAAAGAACAGAGGGAGAGAGAGAGAGUCAAUUUGUGUCCCCCCCCCCCCCAACACCCCCACCCGUCCAUCUUUAAGCGAGGUCAGUCCUAAUGGCGUCCUUAACCUCCGCACGGUGAGCCGGCCCCCUCCCUGUCAUCUCCACACUGUCCCAGCACACGGCGGCCUCAGUCAAACAGCAGCUUUCAGCUUCAGUCCAACAUCAAGCCCCAGCCCUGAGGGGAGCGGCCCCCCCAUGAGGCCCCCCACUGGGACCAACACUGGCUCCUGUGUCCCCUACCAGAAGCUCCACCUGCGCCCAGCAUCCACUCCAGUUUCUGCACCAGUCUGA
This is a messenger RNA of Knipowitschia caucasica, 498 nucleotides long. Lineage: Eukaryota; Metazoa; Chordata; Actinopteri; Gobiiformes; Gobiidae. The record is from the annotation of a GenBank genome assembly.